Messenger RNA from Phragmites australis (common reed), 1531 nucleotides. RefSeq lists its product as uncharacterized. NCBI's taxonomy places the organism in Eukaryota, Viridiplantae, Streptophyta, Magnoliopsida, Poales, Poaceae. The record is from RefSeq and is a predicted model, not a curated record. Gene Ontology annotation, cellular component: nucleus. The coding region runs from base 637 to 1374 and encodes 245 amino acids. Gene Ontology annotation, molecular function: transcription cis-regulatory region binding. The transcript has a single exon.
UUUCCAGUCAAAUGGGCAUAUGCCUUCAUACACUUACCUUCCGAUGUGUAGGGUAUAUUUGGAUGAUGGGACUUGAGAUCCAAAUCCCUAGGAUUGAAUCCAAAUUUAAACAAAAUUCUGAUAAUCCCGUAGCAGCUGCUUUAGGAACUUACGAUUAGGACUUGAUGUAGUAUAGAACUAAGCCAAAAACUGCCGAGUUCGGUAAGUAGAUUCUGCAAUUCAUACCCAGUUAUACUGUGGGUGGUACUCCUGUAUGCAAGAUACCUCUCCUUUUUUUUUAUGAUAUCCUGCACAUGAGUGUAGUUUUUGGCACAGAACAUCUCAGUGCUGACUUAACGUUAGUUCUCCUAGUAAACUGCGACGCACGGCACGGCUAUACCAAACGGAUUUUCUAUGCGUAGCAUGUUUAAGUCUUCACAAUUCCGCACGUUUACGUACUAUCGGCCCAUGUUUACGUACUAUCGGCCUUCUGCAAUGGGUGGUCCCAUCUGAAAGGAGGCACAGAGAUCUGAGAGGAAUGAUCGUAGACUGAUGGUUACCCACAGCAAGCUGUUUUUUUCUCUCACAGGAGAAUGAUCAGCUUACCCACCAAUGAUUUUUUGUUUUGCCUUGUCCCCGCGAAAUUUACCCUGGUAAAUGGUAACUGUGAGUAGCUGCCUGGCUGAUCGCAGACUCUUGCUUAUAAGAGCGGCCGUCUGUAUGCUUUGCUUGUUCGAGAUUUUGCUUGUUCAAGUGCAACCAUCCAGCCACCUGAGUCCUGAUAAUUUAGACUCUAGCUCAGUUGACGAGCCCAGGCCCAGCAUGCCCAACCGCCCGCCGCCGCAGCGUGCCGCCGAAACGUCGGCCCUCAUCGGCGCGUGGGGCCCGCUCUACCUGGGCCGCCGCCUCCACCUGAAGGAGUGGGACGCCGUGGCCAGUGCCGUCAACGCCCACCGCGCCGCCGCGGGGCGCCGCUUCAACCGCACCCGCGCCCAGUGCCAGAGCCGCGUCCAGUACCUCAAGGCUCGGUACAGGAAGGUGCUGCUCUCCAAGCGGCCGCCGUCGGGGUGGCGCCACUUCCCGCACCUCCGCGCGUUCCUGGCGAGCCCGGCAGACGGCCCGCCUCCGGGCUUCCCGGCCAAAGCGCCGGCGUCCGUCAAGGUGGAGGAAGAGGAGGAGAGAGAGGAGGUGGUGUCCGGCAGUGGGUUGGCGGCGAGCUGGACGGUCCCGACGAGGCCGAGAAGUGGGGCCGCGGGGUCCUGCGCGGCGGCGGCGGUGAUCACGAAGCUGGCGGGGGUGUACGAGAGCUUGGAGCUGGCGAGGCUCGACUUGGAGGAGAAGAUGGAGACGGAGACAGAAAUCCUUCUUGGGCGUCGUGUGAAGGUGGAGAAGUAGAAACAAAAUUAUAGGAGUGCUGCCACUACCCACUGCGGGUGGUGAUGAACAUGAUAGGUUGAUGUGUUGUGUGUAACUGUGUACUGUUAAAAGCAGUGUUUUUAUUCGAAUUAGUUAAGAUUAAUGUCGCGUCAUGUAAACUCACACUUAGAUUUUA